CAUCAUUUCCAAACAAUGCUCAGGAAAAAGCCACGUUGACGAUCCAGACUGAACAGUAGUGCACAGUUUGAGACAGAAUAAAGCAGGGAUUUGCUUUAUUGGACGGUUCGGUUCCUGCUCGCAGCACUCGGCACAUCAGAGCAGCCAUGUCGUCGCCCCCGAAGGAGAAAGUGGAAACCAAAGGCGGACAUCUCCCUGCAGUAAAAGCAGGAGGGAUGAGGAUAGUGCAGAAACAUCAGCCAACUCCUGCACCAGAGCCGCCUCAGAAAGAUGACGAGGAGGAGUACGUCAGCAGCAGCCCUCCGAAGGUCCCUGUGAUUGUUUCUGGAGUAGUCACAAAGGGCGAUAAGGACUUCACGCCUGCUGCUGCUCAGGUGGCCCACCAGAAGCCCCAGCCUGGUGUCCCCAAGCUGCCCACCGCGCAGCACAUCAACCAGCACAUCCACCAGCCCCGCAAGUGAGCGGAGCAGCAGGCUCCGGCAGCUAUGCUUUACUCCACCAGCCAGCCUUCCCAAUGGAACACGUAGGAUGAAGAUGGUUCCCAACCAGGGCACAGACCUCUGCUAAAUGAUACCAGUAAUUUUUGUUUGCUUCUUGCUUUACAUGUUUGAGAAAUGUUUCAGCAGUUGAUGCUACAUGUCAGUGCAAAUGCUGUAGAAGUCCAACUGCUUGUACCCUGCUGCAUCGGUGCUGCACUACUGUUUCUGCACUUUCACGACCUCUCUUUUACAGGGAGUGUUCAAUAGCUCAAUAGUCUUGACUUGAAAUAAACAGAGCUUUUCUAGCAGCAGGGAAACUAUUCACAGAUUUAGCUGUUUUCGAGCUAAAACAACCAAUCACAGCCGACCUGUCUUACAGGCCAAGCAAACCAACCACCUUUGCAUGAUUAGCCUCAGCUCCAGACUUUCCUCUAAUAAAUCCCACAGACCAAACAGAUUAAUCCAAUACAUUAUCUUGUCACAGUUUAACACCAGAGUUAAAGUCAGUCUGAUGUUAAACUACCAGUGCAUCAAAGGUAAUCAUGAACCAGAGAAAGCCUAAUUACUGUAUAAUGGGCAGUAUUAACCAAUCAGAGCAAGUGCAAACAAUAUAAAAACAUUCUAUUUGUUUCUGUGUGCCAUUGUAAUGCAAGAAAUAAUCAGAGAUGCUUUAAUAGGUCACUAAAUUUAGCCAAAAAAAGAAAAAGAAAGCAUGAUCUCUUCGAUAUCUUAGGAUAUGCAGUUUUUGUAUCCCAACAAAGCCAAUUAAGUGCAUUCCCACUUAGCUGUCUCUUACUAUUCCUUUCUAUUUUAUAAGUGGGUUUUAACCCCCCAUUCCAGAUUGUGUUGACUAAUGUCCAUUUUAUCUGUGGCGCAAUAGAAAUGAUACCAAACAUGAAGAAAACUGCUUCUAGGAAACAGCUGGAGGAUGCAUUGUGUUUGGUCUAAACAUCAAAUGGAGGUAAAGUUUAUAAUGGACUCACAUUAGGAGAAUUAUACAACAUUCCAUGGAUAUGUUGAUAAGAAAAUAUGACGUUUGUUUGGGCUGGAACAUAGGGACUUUUGCGUAUUAGCAACAGAAAUCCUCAAAAUCAUACUUGCAUCUCCCAUAAAAAAAAAACACAUUACCACCAUCUUCCUUAAUGACCUAUUUUCUUAUAAUCAUAAGAAGUGUCAGUUGAUGCAACACUAAUGUUCAGGUUUCCAGGGAAGAAAAAUGUAUCUUACCACAAAGAAAUCAUUAUCUUUGUUCUUGUAAUUACGUUGAAAAGGUUUCAUUUUUGUUCUGUGCUUCUUUUUUUUUUUUUUUUUUUUAAUGAAUCAAUAAAUGUUAAAAUCUUGAGUCAUUGAAGUGGACUUGGGUAUUAGGUGUGGUUGUUGUAGUAAAUAAAGGUUUAGAAUAUGUUGAA
Molecule: messenger RNA, 1888 nt
Organism: Girardinichthys multiradiatus
Lineage: Eukaryota; Metazoa; Chordata; Actinopteri; Cyprinodontiformes; Goodeidae
Gene: dap
Product: death-associated protein
Exons: 4
Coding region: 147-461 (104 amino acids)
Biological process (GO): cellular response to amino acid starvation; apoptotic signaling pathway; negative regulation of autophagy
Molecular function (GO): death domain binding
Source: RefSeq, a predicted model, not a curated record